AUGGGUAAUGUGCAGUGCUGCGCCAGUGAUCGUCUUCUCAAAGGCAAAACCAAGAAGCCCAAAAGCAAAAAGAAGAGCAAGAAAAAAGAAAAGAGUAGCUCCAAGAUUAACGGGAACGCUGCAGGUGGAAAAACUGAAGUUCCAAAGAGUGUCGAGUCCGAAAAAGCCAGUGCCCGAAAAACUGUUGAACAAUCCGAAAACAACAUUAAUAAAGAGGAGGUCAAAACAGAAGAUUCAAAAAUGACACAGCCGUCACCCGUGGAAGUGUCAAACGACGAGUCCCCUCGCAGCGAGAGCACGGCAUCUGCGAGGGAGAGAUUUUUCGGACAGAAUCGCCUCCGCUGGUUUUUGGAGUUUAUACGUCAGGAAAGUGUUACUCACUUGUUUGAGUCAGCGAGGAAAGUGACCGAGAUUAUGUUUUCGCUUUUGGAGCGGCUCCAGGCGGUUUCCCGAAAUAAAUGCGAUUCCGAGUUAGCGUAG
This is a messenger RNA of Pieris macdunnoughi, 480 nucleotides long. Lineage: Eukaryota; Metazoa; Arthropoda; Insecta; Lepidoptera; Pieridae. The record is from the annotation of a GenBank genome assembly.